AGUUAGGUAAAGGUUUAAGUGUUAAAUCUAACAUUAAAGAUUGAAAUAAUAAUAAUGUCAAUCCUCACAAUAAUUGACAUAUUUGACAAGAUUUUACAUAGAAGUUAUGUUCAAGUCGUUUGCUUUUAAAUGCCCAUGAAAUAGUCUAAUCAAUUUGACAAGUCUAAUCAAUUUAGAGAAAUAUGCAGAAACUAAAUAUAUUUACCUGGUUAAUUAAAAGCAGUGGUGAAUGCAGGCUAAUGACCAUAGUCUAUGUUUGCAUUAAAAUAAAUGUAAAAAAUCUUUCUGCCAAAUGUGAGACCUGAAUAAAACUGAUCUAGAGCCUGUAAAAGUGUUUCUUGAAGGCACAGACUAUUCAUUCUUGCAUCUAGAGAUCUGUUAAUAAGGUUCAGUAAAGCAACAUGUCACCCAACAAUUUUCAUCUGUGGCAGCAAUUCAACAAUUCUUAAUUCAAGGAAAUUUCCAAGAACAUGCUUCCAAGUUCCACUUCUCAAAGGUGUUUUUCCACCCCGCUUCUGAUUUCAUCAAAAACAAAUUAGGUGUGAGGUGUCCAUGGAACAGCCAAUCAGAUAAGAGAGGGUGUAGCCAAAGUUGUAUAAAUACUCCAGGUGAUACAGGUAGCAUGUUAUGGUGCACCUGACCAACCCACCUGAGCUGGACAUACAGUGGGACAAAGAAGACUGAAUUCUUAUAUACCGUGUUUUCAUCUACAGCUGGAAAAACAGAAGGCAACAGACAGAACUAGAGUGAGCAUGACAUCAUUUUUGCCACAAGCCCUGUCACCCCAAUUCCACACAAUGGGCCAGGAAUCCCAAGAGUACAGCCUGUACAAUGACAACUUCUACAGCUCGCCACCUCUGCCGAGCCCACAGCAGACCUUGCCAUCUGCCAGUGACCUGGUGGACUAUGCCACCCCGUCCUCCAACCCUUAUCUGUGGUUCAGUAGCCCUGGGCUGAAUGCUGCGCCCAACCUCGGGGGAGGGCCGCAGCCCUAUGGCAUGCAGAGACCCUAUCUUGGUGCAGGAGGAAUGGGGGGUGCAGAAGGGGCUUUCAGCUGGUUUUCUUUGCCUUCUCAAGAAGACCUGAUGAAACUUGUUAGACCACCAUAUUCUUAUUCAGCUCUGAUUGCCAUGGCAAUAAACGGUGCCAGAAAUCGCAGGCUCACACUCAGUCAAAUCUAUCAGUACGUAGCAGACAACUUCCCUUUCUACAACAAGAGCAAGGCCGGCUGGCAGAACUCCAUUCGUCACAAUCUUUCACUCAAUGAUUGCUUCAUGAAGGUGCCUAGGGAUGAUGAUGACCCAGGAAAGGGCAAUUACUGGACUCUCGACCCAAACUGUGAGAAAAUGUUUGAUAACGGUAACUUCCGUCGCAAGAGAAAGAGAAAAUCCGAUUCCCUGCCUGAAGAAGAGGGAAAAGGCUACACAGAAACAGACUCUACUGCGUCCAGCCCAAAAGACCAGAAUAACACCAGUCACGAAUCCGAGAGAGGACCCUCUCCAGUUUCAGUAGGCACAGCCCCCUGCCUUAAUGGCUUCUUGUCUCAGAUGAAUGAAAUGGUCUCAGGUUCAAGUAGCCUGAGAGAGGGUGCUUUACUCCAAUCAAUGCCACUAGGUGUGUCUCUGGACACUCAAAGGGUCUCUCCAACCGGAGGUUUCGGCUCAUACUCGCCAAGUGCUACAGUACCACAAUGGGAGUCGCAGAUUCCUCCCCCGACUCAAACAAGCAUCUCUUCCUCACCCUCUCACUACACAGGCAGCUACAGUGACUCAAUCCUUAGUCAAUUCAGUAGCAAUCUAUACCCAGGCCUGGACUCUGCUGGCAUGGUGUAUCCGCGGGAAGGCACUGACGUGUAGAGUAAAAGAGGAAUCAAAGUGUGUUUUCCACCCUGCACUUGACAAAGCAGUUGGCUAAAACAGUUACCUAAAUUCCCACAGUGUUGCUUGAGUCAGCAGAUCCAGCAAACACUAAAGGACCCACUCAACCUCUACCCCUCAUUCACUUCACUGUGUGAAUGCUCAGACACUCGGCUCUCAUCCCCAACCGCUGAAAGCAUCUCAUUUCAAGUUACAGCUAAGUAUUUUUGAUGCGCUAAUUAUGGUUUGUUUGGUUUUUUUUUUUGUAAAAUAUUUCCAGUGUAUGAACCAUUGUGUUGUAGUACAUUCACUGCACUGACUGUAAUGUAUUUGUGUGGGGUUUUUUUUAUAUAUAUAUUUUGUUACUGUGAUAUAUGUUUGUGUUUUUAUGUAUCUGUGCAGAAAUAAACCCAAAUGAAACUGA
This is a messenger RNA of Ictalurus furcatus (blue catfish), 2280 nucleotides long. It is a transcript of the gene foxi3a, whose product is annotated as forkhead box I3a. Gene Ontology annotation, biological process: regulation of transcription by RNA polymerase II; anatomical structure morphogenesis; cell differentiation. The record is from RefSeq and is a predicted model, not a curated record. Bases 753 to 1856 code for a protein of 367 amino acids. The transcript has 2 exons. Gene Ontology annotation, molecular function: DNA-binding transcription factor activity, RNA polymerase II-specific; RNA polymerase II cis-regulatory region sequence-specific DNA binding. Lineage: Eukaryota; Metazoa; Chordata; Actinopteri; Siluriformes; Ictaluridae.